CAUCACGGAGACAUGGAUAUGGCAAUGCUACUCUUGGAAACAUUCUAGUCUGUUUCGGGCGGACAGCAUAAGCAACAUCAUGUCGUUUAGCUGGUCAGCAAAAGACCACAAGAGUUAUAAAAAUCCACCCUCCAACCCAACCCAAGGGUUGAAGCGGCCACGGAACGACACAGGGAACAAAGUGACAGUAGUGCUCGGUGCGCAAUGGGGAGAUGAAGGCAAAGGAAAAGUCGUCGAUUUAUUGGCGACUGAGUCUGACCUUGUUUGCAGAUGUCAGGGCGGUAACAAUGCAGGCCACACAGUGGUAGUGGAAGGCAAAGAGUAUGACUUCCACCUUCUCCCCAGUGGAAUUAUCAACCCCAAAAGUAUAUGUGUCAUUGGUAAUGGUGUAGUCAUACACCUACCAGGUUUGUUUGAGGAGGCGGAGAACAAUGAGAAGAAAGGUCUCAAAGGCUGGGAGAAGAGACUAAUAGUCUCUGACAGAGCUCACCUUGUGUUUGAUUUCCAUCAGGUUGUGGAUGGAAUUCAGGAGACCCAGAGACAAGCAACAGAGGGAAAGAUAAUUGGAACAACCAAGAAAGGCAUUGGACCCACCUAUGCCAGCAAGGCAUCUCGCAUAGGACUGCGUGUCUGUGACCUGCUGGGAGACUUCAAGGAGUUCUCUACCAAAUUCAAGAACCUUGUCGAACAGUACCAGUCCAUGUACUCAUCCCUGACAGUUGACACUGAAAGUCAGCUGAAAAAACUGAAGGAGUAUGGAGAGAGGUUGCGGCCGAUGGUUCGGGAUGGAGUCUACUACAUGUACGAGGCUCUUCAUGGACCCCCAAAGAAAAUUCUGGUGGAAGGGGCCAACGCUGCCCUCCUCGACAUUGACUUUGGCACAUAUCCUUUUGUUACCUCAUCAAACUGCACCGUUGGUGGGGCAUGCACUGGUCUUGGCAUCCCUCCCCUGAAUAUUGGUGAAGUGUAUGGUGUAUCAAAGGCCUACACCACCAGGGUGGGAAUUGGUGCCUUCCCCACGGAACAACUCAAUGCGACAGGUGAGCUGCUGCAGACAAGGGGUCAUGAGGUGGGCGUGACCACAGGCAGGAAACGUCGCUGUGGCUGGCUGGACCUGGUCAUCCUGAGAUACGCUCACAUGAUCAAUGGCUUCACUGCCAUUGCUUUGACAAAACUUGACAUCCUUGAUGUGCUGGAUGAGAUCAAAGUAGGAGUGGCCUACAAAAUCAAUGGCAAAAGAAUUCCCCAUUUCCCAGCUGACAUGGAGCUGUUGCACAAAGUGGAGGUAGAGUAUGAGACCUUCCCUGGCUGGAAGAGUGACACGUCUGCAGCCAGGAAGUGGAAUAAUCUCCCCCAGAAGGCUCAGAACUACAUCCGCUUUGUGGAGAACCACAUUGGAGUACCCAUUAAGUGGGUCGGUGUAGGAAAGUCCAGAGAGUGCAUGAUCCAGAUGUUCUAGAGAGUUUACCUCCUCUCUCCCCAAGAUGGACGCACAAAGAUGUGGCAUGAUGUGACAUAUGUUUGCAACCCCCAAACGGUCUAAUAUUGGGUAAAAAAAAACUUAUGCCAACAGAUUUGUGUAGCUUUGAAACAAUGUUGACUGGUAAUGUUGGUAACUUUACAUCUAUCUAUGCAGUGCUUCUCAUCAGUAAGUUGCCUUGUGAUGAUGUCGGCCAGAAAGUCCUAUUACUGACCCAGGAGUAAAUCUUACCUUGUGCCACACAACAAACAUGAAAGAUAAAAACACAUCCAAUAACUUUUC
Molecule: messenger RNA, 1762 nt
Organism: Salvelinus fontinalis (brook trout)
Lineage: Eukaryota; Metazoa; Chordata; Actinopteri; Salmoniformes; Salmonidae
Product: adenylosuccinate synthetase isozyme 1 C
Exons: 13
Coding region: 80-1459 (459 amino acids)
Biological process (GO): 'de novo' AMP biosynthetic process; IMP metabolic process
Cellular component (GO): cytoplasm
Molecular function (GO): adenylosuccinate synthase activity; GTP binding
Source: RefSeq, a predicted model, not a curated record